Messenger RNA from Anopheles stephensi (Asian malaria mosquito), 1074 nucleotides. Its product is annotated as protein obstructor-E-like. The transcript has 2 exons. NCBI's taxonomy places the organism in Eukaryota, Metazoa, Arthropoda, Insecta, Diptera, Culicidae. The coding region runs from base 134 to 979 and encodes 281 amino acids. The record is from RefSeq and is a predicted model, not a curated record. Gene Ontology annotation, molecular function: chitin binding. Gene Ontology annotation, cellular component: extracellular region.
UUGAAAUACUCCCGAGCGGCCCAAUUGCAGAUCAUUUCUAACGGUCAAUUUCGUCGGCAGACCAUUAAGUGUCGCUUGCUGCGGUUCGGUACACUCGGAGUGACUUAUACAUCCCAAGCUGGGUCGAGGCAUCAUGAAUCGCUUGUGGCUAACCGUGACGUUGGUCGUCCUGUGUGUGGUGCGAGAAGCGGUGUCGAACAAUAGUCGCUGCGCCGGAGUACCGGACGGCGUGUUUAUAAAUGAUUUUACCGCCUGUGACGCGUUCUUCACGUGCUUCCGCGGAGAAGCGUUUCCUGGCACGUGUCCCAUGAACUUUGUUUUUAACGAGGAAGCACAGCUGUGCGAUCACCCGUGGAACGUAAAGUGCUUGAUAUGUCCGCCAAGUGAGGAUCUCGUGCCGACGUUUGUGCCUAUCGAGGGCGAGUGCACGUUCUACACGCUCUGCAUACAAGGAAUCGGUACGCUGCGUGAGUGUGCCAAUGGGCUGCUGUUUGACAGCGAGCAAGGAAUCUGCGAUCUAGCGGAAAAUGUUCAGUGUGAAACGGGAAUUUGUCCUAACAACGUGAACCCUACCGUACCGACCUCGGUACCACACCCAACGGACUGUUCCAAAUAUUACAUCUGCCUCAACGGUAACGCCGAGGAGCGCCAGUGUGCGCCAACGUUGCUGUUUAAUCCUGAUACAAGGUUUUGCGAUCUGGAAGAAAAUGUAGAAUGUGAGGAAGGAGUGCCUUCGCCCUCUUCGUGUCCACCGACUGGAAUUCAUCUCAUCGGUAAUCCGGCAGAUUGUGUAUCGUACUUCGUUUGUCUAAACGGAGAGCAGAGUACCGUUGCUACGAAUUGUGCUGCUGGUCUCAUCUUCGACAUCACAGAUUCCGUAUGCCGACCCGCGAAUGAGGAUUCGCGUUGUGCUAACGGAAUGGACCCUAUGCCACCGACUCCACCUUCGGCACCCCUGAUUGAUCUCGACUUGUAUUAAAACGAUGGAUACAUUUGAAAGUAUAUAUUUUUCGUUAAUAAUUUUGGAGUAGACCAAUAAAAACUAAAUGUUGUUGUGUGAUAUUUGUAUUUAAA